AUGAAUCUGAAACGCCAGGCUUCUUAUCACGAGGCCCUCGACUGGGAUUUGAUCUUCGAUGAUCACGAGAAAAAUGACGGUGACGAGAAGUUGCCCUUUCAUUCGGCGGUGCUCCAGCAACGAAUGAAACAGUUCUUUUUGGUUUCUCGUUUCUUCUGCGCCCGCUUCAAGCCAAGCGAUCCGCCAUGGACGCGUAUCAAGAAUCAGCUGAUGAUGGGAGUUAUUCUUGGUGGAUGCAUUCUCUUCCUCUUCUUCGAUUCCUUUGUCACAUUCAGUCAUGGCUUGGAUCGAGCGCCGACUGGGGUCGUUUUCAUCUCCUUCAACAUGCAAGCCACGUUUUCUGGGUUCUGUUUGAUCUAUUGGCAGAAGCGGAAACAGCUGAAGAGUUUGUUCAAUCUCUUUGUCAAAGCCGACUCAGGAAACGAGCGAUUUAAGAAGGAGAUCCUCUCGGCCCAUCGUAGAGUUUUCAUUCGUUUCUGUGUCAUGUUGGGCAUUUUGUUCUGGAUGAUCGCCCAGUUUGUUGUCGGAGCGAUUUUCGAUUGGCGACCGCAUAUGGCAAACGAGGAGAAGCAUUUCGUCGAAGGCAGUCAAAUCUUUGUCCGCUCAUUCUUCUGCUCGAUAGCUUUUGCUCUUCACUAUAUCGUCAUGCAUUUGUAUGUGAUGCUGGCAACGGGAGUUUUUUGGGAGAUGAAAGCGUUCAAUUGGAUGUUGGCUAAACUUUCCGAUGAGAAGCACGACUUUAAAGUUUCAUUAAAGGAAGUGAUUCUAAAACAUGCUCGUUUGACAAAAACGAUCGUUCAACUGAAUCGGAUCUUUUCGAUCUACGCUUUCUACAUGGUUUCCACAACAGUGCCAACAUUUCUUUUCUCUUUGAUCACCAUCGCUAGAAGAGCCACACUGUUUGAGGCAUUUCUGACGGUUCCGUCGCUGAUUUUUUGCACUUAUGGAUACUAUUCGUGGACGGUUGUGCCGGCUAAAUUGCAUGAAGAGAUUUACAAAUCGAAAUCGUUGCUCUGCAUGAACGAGAGGAUCUGGGAGAGCGAGGAUCGAGAGGUAAUGGCAAUUGCCAGGACCCUCGCUAUACAUUUGGAUCAGCCCGACUUGGGGAUCUCUCUCUGGGGCUUCACCAUGGUCUCAAAACCGUUGAUUUUGACGACCCUCUCCGUGUUGCUCACUUUCUGGGCUUUCCUAAUCGAAUUCAACAAGCGGCCAAGUGAUCGGGACAAGGAUUGCAGUACA
Messenger RNA from Mesorhabditis belari, 1239 nucleotides. The record is from the annotation of a GenBank genome assembly. Lineage: Eukaryota; Metazoa; Nematoda; Chromadorea; Rhabditida; Rhabditidae.